Molecule: messenger RNA, 2297 nt
Organism: Rhizophagus irregularis DAOM 181602=DAOM 197198
Lineage: Eukaryota; Fungi; Glomeromycota; Glomeromycetes; Glomerales; Glomeraceae
Source: RefSeq, a predicted model, not a curated record
GAAUGGUAAAAAUGUGAAGGAAGUUUCAAAAUCUCCAAACACUGUAAUGAAAUCUGUAGCUCCUACAAAAUCACCAGUUUCAAAUAGUUUACGGACAAUUCCUCCUAAGCCCAAGGCAUCUUGGGCUCAAAUUGUGAAGUGUGUUUUCGAUCAUGUCUUCAUUAAAUGUUUACAAUACCUGAAUCAAAACCCGAACCGAAACCUGAAUUAUUAUCCACACCUAUACAUAAGAAUCCUGAAAUCGUAAAACCAGUGUCUCCACAGAUAUCGAAAUCUCCAAAUCCUGUACAAUCUCCUCAGGCGCCAAAAUUAGAGUCAGCCAUUGCUCUUCCACAGGAAUCAUUAGGUACAUCAUCGGUGAUAACUACAAAGGCUGAAGAAAUGAAAGAAUAUGCUAGAGAAGUUACUUCUCCUGAAGCGCCAACCGCUACCAUUGUAACAUCAUCUACACCUGUUGUAAAUGUUUCACCACGCGCAAAAGAAGUUUCUCCUCCGGGUCUUAAAGCUAAAACGAGUACAGCUACGCGUAGAUUGAAGCAAGAUACUCCUGUUGUAAUGCCUAAUACAGGCGCGGGUUUGGAAAGAGUUGGUGUACAAUUUGGAAGUUUAAGCAUAUCGAAUAAUAAUAAUGUGGAAGAAUCAUCAGAGACUGAACCGCAAAUUGUACCUCAGGUUAAGACUGAAGAACGAUCAUCUGUAUCAGUUGAAACCUCACCUCAACCGCAAACUACUCCAAUUCAACAGCAACAACAAAUAAUCCCGCAACAAUCGGUUCAGCAAUUACAACAAGUGUCACAACAACAAGUGGCCCAGCAAGCGACACAACAGUUGCAACAGCCAACUACACAACUGCAACAACAAUUACAGCCGCCACAGUCAUCUCAACCACAAUCUUCAACUCUUUCACAAUCAAAUUCUAUUAAUAGACUUCCUACAACGUCUGCUCAAGCAUUACCAUCAUCGCAACAAGAUCAAUCAUCUUAUUUGAAUCAACAACAUCAUUUAGGGUUAACAGAGCCAAUUAGUGCUCCAUAUGCAUCUUAUCUUCCUAAUCAGCCACCUAAUCAACUAUCCGGGUUUGGUAUCGGACCUAUUCCGGAAUAUAAUACAAUGUAUGGACCAGAUGCGCAACGCAUAAUGGGAUAUUAUGAUCCAACAUAUGGACAAGCUUCUCCAGUUACAUCAACUGGAUAUCAAGGAGGACAAAAUCCACAACAAGCUUAUCCCCUUGGAAUGCCACAAUAUUAUCCAUAUUAUUAUUUGAACCAAUUUCCUUCAGCUGCUUAUCAACAAUCUGGUUAUGGUCAACCAUAUGUAAAUAAAUCAAUAUAUCCUAUGUAUAAUCAUCCGACCAAACCCGGUUCUGUUUCUGGGGCAUCUCCAUAUGGUUAUCCAACAACACCCACAACUCCCAAUACUCCACACCAUUAUUCCCAUACUUCUAAUACAGGUUACGAAGAAGUUGCCGCUGCACAGAUCCAUCAUCAUCCUGUGCCUAAUGUUCUUGAUUAUCAAAAACCUUAUAAUAGUGGUAUACCUCUAAAUUUUCUAGGUAAUACUGGUGGUAAUAAUCCUCAACCUGCUGGUACUGCAAGUUCAAACUCUACAGGAGGCAAGUCUAACAAUAAUGGAAGUACCGAAUUAAAUCCACCUACACAAUAUAAGCCAUAUCAGGAUAAAACGUCUGUUAGUGCACAAUCUGCAGGCGGUGUUGGACAGACUGGAACGCAGCAACAUCAACAACCUAAUAACCCGAAUUAUUAUGGUCAACAGCAACAACAGGCUCAGAUUUUUAAUAAUUAUCAACAACAUCCGCAGACUCAUCAUCAAUAUUAUCAGCAUCAUCAGGCUACUAAUCGUAAUCAACAACAAUUCUGGACUAGCCAGAGUUAGGUUUUUCAUAUGAAAAUGAGGAGUAUAAAAGAGGAGAGUGAGAGUUGAGAACAAAUAAAUUGAUUGAUGGUUGAAGAUGUAAUAAAGGUUAUGUAGUUAUCAUUUCUUUAGAAUAUUUUUUUUUUAUCCAGUAUAUUAUAUAUAUAUAUAUUAUGGUAAUUGUUUAUCUGUGUUAAUUUUGUUAGUGGCUUAUUUUUUUUUUUCUUUGUAAAGAUAUUCUUUUUCAAAAAAUACCUUCAUUAUAUAUCAAGCAAUUUCAACAUAAUUAUCUCAUCCUAUUCAUCACAAAAAAACAAUUCAAAAUUACCAAUGCUUUAUUUUAUAUUAUCUCUAUUUGAGAAUUAUUAAAAAAAUGUCAUUAUUAAUGACUUGUAUAAAGAACUUUUUUUAAAAAAAAAAUUUAU